AUGCCCUCCUUAAAAUCAAUGGCCGCAGGUUUCAUGCGCUAUAUCCAAGUGGAUUUAGCUUCCUUUGAAGACAAUUACAAGAAGACCGUCGAUGAAUAUCUCACCCUAGCUGCUAUCCAGUACCAGAAACGAGAACUGGAGGAAAUAUGGAACAAGAUUUCCACCAGAUAUGAAUGGGUUCGAGAAUCUGAACUAAUGGAUGACCCCGAGAAAGCUGCUACCAUCAACAUAGAUGAACUCACCCGAGAAUACGCCAAAGCCAAGUCUCUGUUCAGAUCUCGAAUUAUUUCCAUUGAUGCAGCACUAGCAGAAGCAACCCAACUGGAAACUUUGAAAAAUUCCCCUCCUACCCCUUCUACUCCUGCUACCCCUGUAACCCACUCCGCACCUAGCUCAUCAUUUAGCGUACCCCCUUGCGACAUGCAAGAUUUCCAUGGCGAUUACAAAUCUUGGACAUCUUUCCGAGAUAUGUUCAAAGCCAUUUAUGGUAAUAACUCUCGCCUUAGUGGGGUAGAAAAAUUGUUUUACUUAAAACAAAAAACCCGCGGGGAGGCCAAAGAAAUAGUUGACAGUGCACCAUUGACAAACGAUGGAUUUGUUAUCGCAUGGACACAGCUAACUUCUCAAUAUGAGAAUAAACGCAUGCAAAUAAAUGCUCAAUUGAAAACUUUAUUCAAUUUACCCUAUGUCAAUGUCCAAUGUGGUAUAGCUAUCCGUAAAUUACAGAGAAAAAUAAAUAGUUGUAUUUCAAAUCUAAAUACACUAGAUAUUGAUACGGAUAAUUGGGAUCCAAUUUUCGUAUAUCUCUGUUCGUCUAAACUGCCCAAAGAAACACUCGCAGAUUUUGAGAAAACUCUGAGAGACAGUUCCAAUAUACCCUGUUGGACUGAAAUGGACAUAUUUUUAACAAACACAUACAAAGGACUUGAAUCUGUUAAUGAUAUCAAGAAUCCAAACACAUACCCAAGAAAUAAACAAAAUUCUGAUAGUAAGAACCAAAAUGAACGAAAAGGCAAUACAUUUGUAAAUAAUGUUACCCAUGAACCCAAAAAAGAUACCCGUGCCAAGAGAAAAUCUCAACCCGAGCAAAAUCUUUCAAACCCUAUCCGAACCCAAAACACUAAUAAGCCUAAUGGUUCUGUAUGCAAGCUUUGUAAAGCGAAUCAUACUUUGAGAGAUUGCCCCUCCUUUAUCUCAAUGGGAGUAGCCGAAAGGAUUAAUUUUGUUAAACAAAAUGGCUGUUGCUAUAAUUGUCUGGCGAUUUCUCACGGCAUUAAAGAAUGUUACAGUACCUUUACUUGUAGACAUUGUGGCGGAAGACAUAACUCUCUUCUUCACAGACCCUCUUCGAACUCUAAUACGAACACUAAUACGAACUCUAACCCGAUAGAAGAACAACCUUCAACAUCAUCACGGAAUGUGUCACAGUCGUUUUCAACACUGACCAACCAAACUGAUGGCGUAUUAGAUGACCGGAAAAAACUUUUAGGGACAGCGGUUUUAAAUGUCCAAGUUCAUGGUUCUAUAUUUCCAGCGCGAGCUCUAAUAGACCCAGCGUCAGAUUUUUCAUUUAUUUCUGAUCAGUUUAGACGAAAAUUACACAUACCCACACAACCCAUAAUAGCUGAAAUAUCUGGUUUGAACGAAGUUGUAUCAGCUCGUUCAAACAAAAUGUGUGAAGUUACUCUUAGGUCCAAUACCCAAAGAAACUUUAGUUUAGAAAUCCAAGCGAUAGUGGUCAAAACGCUAACUAGAACAUUACCCACCCAAAGCAUAAACCCAAAUAUCAUAAAAGAUUUAGAACAGAUUCAUUUAGCAGACCCAAGGUUUUACGAAAGUAGACCUAUCGACUUCAUUAUAGGAAGUGAUUUCUACCCACAGAGAAGAAUUUAA
Calliphora vicina (urban bluebottle blowfly) is the source of this 1893-nucleotide messenger RNA. RefSeq lists its product as uncharacterized. The record is from RefSeq and is a predicted model, not a curated record. Bases 1 to 1893 code for a protein of 630 amino acids. NCBI's taxonomy places the organism in Eukaryota, Metazoa, Arthropoda, Insecta, Diptera, Calliphoridae. The transcript has a single exon.